Messenger RNA from Mesorhabditis spiculigera, 1107 nucleotides. The record is from the annotation of a GenBank genome assembly. NCBI's taxonomy places the organism in Eukaryota, Metazoa, Nematoda, Chromadorea, Rhabditida, Rhabditidae.
AUGCCGCGUGUUUGCAUAACCGGUGGCGGCGGAUAUUUUGGCCAGCGGGUCGCCUACGAAUUUUUGGAGCAAGGUUAUGAAGCAAACCUCCUCGAUAUCAAUUUCGAAGCUCCACCCCCUGGGAUAACGUUGGAUCAGAAGAAAAUAAAGAUUUUCAAGGGUUCUAUCCUUGAUCGUCAGCUCCUCGAAAACGCGCUUGAAAAUUCCGAGACCUGCGUCCACAUUGCAGCAUAUGGCAUGGGCGGAAAAGGAUCAUGUAAUAAGAAGCUCGUUUUUGCCACAAAUGUCGAUGGGACGAAUUUGGUGAUGGAUGUUUGCAGGGAGAAAGGAGUAAAUAGGUUUAUCAACUCCAGUUCGGUAGGCGUCAUCUUCACAGACCACGAGCUAAACAUGGUCGAUGAGAGCUAUCCCUACCCAGAGACUUUCUACUCUUACUACAGUGAAUCGAAGGCUAUUGCCGAGAAGGCUGUCAAAAAAGCUAAUUCCGAGAAUUUUUCUACAGUAUCGCUUCGGUAUAGAGGGAUAUUUGGGCCUGGCGAGCCGAGGACAACUGCUAGAGCGGCGGAAACGAUUCACCGCGGCCUGUAUUUUGCCCGUUUCGAGCACAACACCCCGGCGAUGACCCAGUUCAGCGGGCUCGACAACACCGCCACGGCAUGCUGGCUAGCUGAGGUUGCCCUGAGGGACAGGAAGGAAAUUGUUGGCGGAAAAGUGUAUAACAUUGUCGAUGGAGGCUCACCAGUGCCAAGCUGGGAUUUUUGGAUUCCGCUAUGCCAGGCCCUCAAUCGCAGUCGCCCCUGGCUGGUGCUCCCGUUUUGGAUGGUGUUAUACCUGGCAUGGGCAUCGGAAUUUUUGUGUGAAAAUUUCGGCGUCACUCCGUUAUUCCUACGACUAGAGGUGGCCCUCGUUGGCUUCACCAAUACCUAUUCGAUCGAAGCAGCCAGGAGGGAUUUGGGUUACGACCCUCAGCACAACCACGAUCUUAAAGAAACGGCGGCAUACUAUAAGCAAUAUUACGCGGCAAAUCCGAGCUGGAGAAUCGAUUGGUCUUUUUUAUUUGCGGUCACUUUCUUGUUCUUGGUGUCAUUUUUAUUCACAUUUGUUUGG